Messenger RNA from Hibiscus syriacus, 1678 nucleotides. RefSeq names its product probable WRKY transcription factor 74. The record is from RefSeq and is a predicted model, not a curated record. Gene Ontology annotation, biological process: regulation of DNA-templated transcription. The coding region runs from base 436 to 1413 and encodes 325 amino acids. Lineage: Eukaryota; Viridiplantae; Streptophyta; Magnoliopsida; Malvales; Malvaceae. The transcript has 3 exons. Gene Ontology annotation, molecular function: DNA-binding transcription factor activity; sequence-specific DNA binding.
AAAGCAAAAGUCUCCUUUCACGCCUUUCAAUCAAUGGGAUGUACAAAAUUUAGCACUUUCUCUCUCUUUUCCCUCUUGCGUUCAAAUCUUCAACAAGCUCUGGUUAUUUGGGCUUUAUUUUCUUCAAGUUUUCCGUUUGUUUGUAGUUCACACCCAAAUUUUAAUUUUCGAUCUUCUUUACUUUUGCUUCAUAAAGUUUUCUGUUUUGAGUAGUAAUGCCCAAUUUCCAAGGCUUGGUCUUGGGUAACGUAUUGGUGUUCAAUCAUUUAAAAAUCUCGCAUCCUCGUAGUUAUGCUUUUGAUAAAGCUUUAGUCUUUAGCUUUGGGUAUCAAUUAUGAGCUUUGUUGUCAUUGAAAUGCUUUGCUCAUUUGGUUUUUAAUGUGUUUUAGGAAUCUGUGUAUGUUUUGUUUAGGUUUUUUUCCUUGAGGUUUGAGAAUGGAGAAGGUUGAACAAGCAAACAAGGAAGCUAUUGAGAGCUGUAAUAGAGUUCUUGAUCUCUUCUCUUUGCCUAAGGAUCAAGCUCGGUACAGCAAUUUAAUGGUGGAAACUGGUGAAGCUGUGUUUAAGUUCAAAAAAGUAGUGUCUCUUCUCAACACCGAUUUAAGUCAUUCAAGGGUAAGGAAGUUGAAGGUGUUUAGAUCAAGUUUGCCUCAGAAAAUUUUCCUGGAAAGUCCCAAUUGCAGAACAAUUUUAUCACCAAAACCCCUUCAAGUAUACCCUUCAACACCCCUUGACGUUGGUCAAAGGGCUAAAACUGUGUUCUUUGAUCAGAACCCUCCACAAGAUUUCAGUUUUGUUCAUCAUCAUCAGCAGCAGCAGAUGCAAAGGCUGCAAUUUCAGCAACAACAGCAAAUGAAAUACCAUGCAGAUAUGGUGUUUGCCAAGAGUAGCAGUGGGGUGAACCUUAAAUAUGAUGGAUCUAGUUGCACACCAACCAUGUCAUCAACCAGAUCCUUUGUGUCAUCUUUGAGUUUGGACGGUAAUGUCGCGAAUUUGGAAGGGAAUUCGUCCCAUUUGAUCGGUAUGCCGCACCGAUUCGAUCAAAUCUCUCAACAGUCUAGGAGGAUGUGUUCGGGUAAGGGACAAGAUGGCAGUAUGAAAUGUGCUACCAGUGGUAAAUGCCAUUGUUCCAAGAGGAGGAAGCUGAGGAUUAAGAGGUCUAUUAAAGUGCCUGCUAUUAGUAACAAAGUUGCUGAUAUCCCUCCUGAUGAAUAUUCAUGGAGGAAAUAUGGCCAAAAGCCAAUCAAGGGUUCUCCACACCCUAGGGGAUACUAUAAGUGCAGCAGUGUGAGAGGCUGCCCCGCAAGGAAGCAUGUCGAGAGAUGUCCAGAAGACCCUUCGAUGUUGAUCGUCACGUACGAAGGCGAGCAUAACCAUUCGAGGUUGCCCUCGACACACUCCGCCCAUAAAUGAAGAAAAAUGCAUUCUUUGAUCUCCAAAAACCCAACCUGCAACCGUCGAAAUCCGGAAAAAGGAGCCGGUCGUCGUCUAAAUGUGAAAUAGAUAGCUAUUGUACAUUGUUGCAUCAACAAUGGAAACCAUAGGUGAGAAUCCUUAUUGCCGUUUGGGGAUUCAAACCACAGAAGUAGAUCAAGAGGGCUGUUAUAUAUAGAAUAGGAAUUGUGAACUUUACUUUUGUUAAACUUUGAAUUUUUGUGACCCUGUGUUUUGUUCUUCA